Saccharomyces cerevisiae S288C is the source of this 591-nucleotide messenger RNA. RefSeq names its product thioredoxin peroxidase TSA2 (gene TSA2). Lineage: Eukaryota; Fungi; Ascomycota; Saccharomycetes; Saccharomycetales; Saccharomycetaceae. The transcript has a single exon. Gene Ontology annotation, molecular function: peroxiredoxin activity; antioxidant activity; oxidoreductase activity. Gene Ontology annotation, biological process: protein homooligomerization; protein heterooligomerization; protein stabilization. Gene Ontology annotation, cellular component: cytoplasm. Bases 1 to 591 code for a protein of 196 amino acids. The record is from RefSeq and is marked reviewed.
AUGGUAGCAGAAGUUCAAAAACAAGCCCCACCAUUUAAGAAAACCGCCGUAGUCGACGGUAUCUUCGAGGAAAUUUCACUGGAAAAGUAUAAAGGUAAGUACGUUGUUCUAGCUUUUGUCCCAUUGGCUUUUUCAUUUGUCUGUCCAACUGAGAUUGUUGCGUUUUCCGAUGCCGCCAAGAAAUUCGAAGAUCAGGGCGCCCAAGUUUUAUUUGCCUCCACCGACUCUGAAUAUUCCUUACUGGCAUGGACCAACCUUCCCAGAAAAGACGGUGGAUUAGGUCCAGUUAAAGUUCCUUUGCUUGCUGAUAAGAAUCAUUCCUUAUCCAGAGACUAUGGCGUUUUGAUUGAAAAAGAAGGUAUAGCUUUAAGAGGUUUGUUCAUAAUCGACCCGAAGGGAAUCAUUAGACAUAUCACUAUCAAUGAUUUAUCUGUUGGCAGAAACGUCAAUGAAGCUUUGAGAUUAGUCGAAGGUUUCCAGUGGACUGACAAAAAUGGUACAGUUUUGCCAUGCAACUGGACCCCAGGAGCCGCCACCAUCAAACCUGACGUUAAAGAUUCCAAGGAGUAUUUCAAAAAUGCCAAUAAUUAA